CGGCGCCCAACCAAACGCAGGGUUCGCUGCCCGGUUCCCUCCCCCUCCACUACCUCGUGAUGGCGGCUGCGACGGUGGCAGGAGCAGCCGCCACGGCCGCCGCCAUAUCCCUGUUCACCUACUACCUCUUCCUCCGCAAGAGCGGCUCCAAGCUCCCAUGGACCCUCACCACCCGCGGGAACGGCCGGAGGGCACGGCGGAAAGGCCUCGUGGAGGCCAUCGGCAACACACCCCUCAUACGCAUCAACAGCCUCUCCGACGCCACUGGUUGCGAGAUUUUGGGGAAGGCGGAGUUUCUGAAUCCGGGAGGCAGCGUGAAGGACCGCGUGGCGGUGAAGAUCAUCGAGGAGGCCCUGGAAUCUGGAGACCUUGUCUGUGGUGGUGUAGUAAUAGAGGGGAGUGCUGGAAGCACGGCUAUUAGCUUGGCCACUGUUGCUCCUGCUUAUGGCUGUAAGUGCCAUGUUGUUAUUCCCGACGAUGCUGCCGUUGAGAAGUCUCAAAUAAUUGAGGCGCUUGGAGCUACCGUGGAGCGAGUGCGCCCUGUUUCAAUCACCCACAAAGACCAUUUUGUCAACAUUGCAAGAAGAAGAGCUUUAGAAGCAAAUGUAGCAUCAGCAAAAAGAGAAACGAAUGACAUGCAGACUAACGGUUCAGCGCAUGCCAUUGUUAAAACGCUGCACCCCGAACAAACUAAUGGUUCAGCAUAUGCCAAUAGUGAAGUGCCACACAUUGGGAAAUGUUUUCCUAAUUCUGAUUCGAAGGGAGGUUUUUUUGCUGACCAGUUUGAGAAUUUGGCAAACUAUCGAGCCCAUUACGAGUGGACUGGUCCUGAGAUAUGGGAACAAACUAAAGGGACACUUCAUGCCUUUGUUGCUGCAGCUGGUACUGGUGGUACGGUUGCUGGAGUCUCACGAUAUCUGAAGGAAAAGAACAGAAACGUCCGAUGCUUUUUAAUGGACCCACCUGGUUCUGGUCUGUUUAACAAGGUUACUAGAGGGGUUAUGUACACAAAAGAGGAGGCUGAGGGCAAAAGGCUUAAGAAUCCCUUUGACACUGUUACUGAAGGAAUUGGAAUCAACAGGGUCACAGCAAAUUUCAUGAUGGCUGAACUAGAUGGAGCUUACCGAGGAACAGAUAGAGAAGCAGUUGAGAUGUCAAGGUUCCUGUUGAGAAAGGAUGGACUAUUUGUUGGGAGCUCUUCAGCCAUGAAUUGUGUUGGGGCUGUUAGAGUUGCCCGGGAUUUAGGUCCAGGACAUACAAUUGUCACAAUUCUCUGUGACAGUGGGAUGAGGCAUCUAAGCAAGUUCUUCAAUGAUGAAUAUUUGGCUAAUCAUGGGUUGACACCAAACGCUACUGGUUUGGAGUUUCUUGAUCAGUGAGAGCUUACAUGGAGGAAUGUAUUAUUUCAGCAAUUUUGUCAUCCUGUGAGGUCUAACUUGGCAGUGGUCAGCAGUCCGCGGGUGAACAUGCCCUAAUCAUCCCAUGUAGCAAGGUGUUCAGAUAAUGCAUCUCAAAUUGUAUGCCACCCUGAUCGAAUGUUUCUCGGAAAGAUAUAGUGAUGUACUGUAGAGUAGUUGUCCUUGCCAAUUAACAGGGACUAGGAUAGCCAACCCUGCUGAUCUUAUUAUUUUUCUUCAGGCUGUACACCCUGCUUCUAUGUAUACACCCUGCAGUGAUGCAGUUGCUUACAA
This is a messenger RNA of Lolium rigidum, 1691 nucleotides long. RefSeq names its product cysteine synthase 2-like. Lineage: Eukaryota; Viridiplantae; Streptophyta; Magnoliopsida; Poales; Poaceae. Gene Ontology annotation, molecular function: cysteine synthase activity. The record is from RefSeq and is a predicted model, not a curated record. The coding region runs from base 60 to 1379 and encodes 439 amino acids. Gene Ontology annotation, cellular component: cytoplasm. The transcript is spliced from 6 exons.